Messenger RNA from Castor canadensis (American beaver), 1516 nucleotides. The record is from RefSeq and is a predicted model, not a curated record. Lineage: Eukaryota; Metazoa; Chordata; Mammalia; Rodentia; Castoridae.
CCAAGCCUGAGCUCAGGAGUGCAGAAGCCCGGCGGGGGGAGCGACCAGGAUGCCCCGUGGGGACUCAGAGCAGGUGCGCUACUGCGCGCGCUUCUCCUACCUCUGGCUCAAGUUCUCACUCAUCAUCUACUCCACAGUGUUUUGGCUGAUCGGAGCCCUGGUCCUGUCUGUGGGGAUCUAUGCAGAGGUUGAGCGACAGAAGUACAAAACCCUUGAAAGUGCCUUCCUGGCCCCAGCCAUCAUCCUCAUCCUCCUGGGGGUUGUCAUGUUCAUCGUCUCCUUCAUUGGAGUGCUGGCUUCUCUCCGGGACAACUUGUGCCUUCUCCAGGCGUUUAUGUUCAUCCUCGGGAUCUGCCUCAUUAUGGAGCUCAUUGGUGGCGUGGUGGCCUUGAUCUUCCGAAACCAGACCAUUGACUUUCUGAAUGAAAACAUCCGGAAGGGACUUGAGAACUACUAUGACGAUCUGGACUUCAAAAACAUCAUGGACUUUGUUCAGAAGCAGUUCAAGUGCUGUGGCGGGGAAGACUACCGAGAUUGGAGCAAAAACCAGUACCACGACUGUAGCGCCCCCGGGCCUCUAGCCUGUGGAGUGCCCUACACCUGCUGCAUCAGGAACACGACGGAUGUCAUCAACACCAUGUGUGGUUACAAAACUAUCGACAAGGAGGUAACAUCUUUAAAAUCCCUUUUCCCAGAAAUGUUACUCUUCCUGUCCCACCCCCAGGGCGGUGGAGGGCUCUCUAGAGGAGGGGGCUCCUGGCUGCUCACAUUUUCCAACACUCCUGAUUGUGAACCAGAGCCAGGACUGCCAGACACAGAAGGGCUGAGGGAGUGCCACCUGUCAGGGUUUGCUAAGCUGCUACUCUGGGCUUGUCCGCAUGAGGCCAUGGUGCAUGCUAUGUGCCCAGCUCUCAGCCCCAGCUGGUCUUUGCCCUUGAAGCCACUGGUUUACGGGCAGUUGGCAUCCAGGACUACUUGGGGGAGAGGAAAUUCUCUGGGGGCUCCCCUUGGUCAGCUUCUGGGGUGACUUCUCUAGACUAGGAAAGAAGCUGGGGUCAUGCGGAAGGGAGCUAAAAAUGAUGCCUCUGAGCAGUGGUUUUCAAAGUAGGGUCCCUGGUCCAGCAGCAGCUGCACCCCAGCAUCCCAGCCAGAUCUCAUCAGUAUUACACAUUGUGGUGGGGGAGCAGAUGAUCUUGACUCAGUCUGAGAUCCUUAAACCAACAGUGUUCUCAACCUAGCAGAGGCAAUAGCCGUUCUGUCUAAUAAAUAGCAAAUGUCCUAUUUAUAACCCUAAAAUGAAAUUCAUAGAUCCUAUAACCUGUCUACACACCCAACUUCAGUCGCCACAAUGAUGUAACCAAGGUAAAGGAUAAAUAAAUAAUGCAAUUUACAGCUAUAGGACAGAUGUCAACUUGUGAGAGCUCAGGCAGCAGUUAGAUGUUGCAGAAGACACAAAGAAGAGGGAUCCCUGAGAUGGAGACACCUCCAGGGCCAUCAGUGCCAGUCUUGGUGACUU